Messenger RNA from Macadamia integrifolia, 1242 nucleotides. RefSeq names its product protein DGS1, mitochondrial. The record is from RefSeq and is a predicted model, not a curated record. Gene Ontology annotation, cellular component: mitochondrial outer membrane. Lineage: Eukaryota; Viridiplantae; Streptophyta; Magnoliopsida; Proteales; Proteaceae.
UUCACAUGUAGGGUUAUGCCAGAAGCAUCUAGGGUUUCUGAUGUGUUGGACACUAUUUUGGACCAUAUCUUGGCAAGUUUGCACGACAUUCAGAAGAGUUUGCAUUUUUGGCAGUCCAGAGCAGAGGGAUCAGGUGCACAAAAAGUUUACUUUAUGGUUUUUGAAAUAGGGCCAUGGGCCUUUAUCAAUGGAACCAUUCAGUUGAUACGUGGAUGUGUGUCUGGGGGAUCUCCGGUGCAACAUCUGUCUUCUGCAGUUGCUCAAAUUUCUGAGAGGAUAGCGGUCUUAACUAGUCUGCAACAUUGCCUUGCUAAAUUUCUGGCACAGGUUUACAUGGAGGUUGACAAAUAUGGAGACAAUCUGAUUAAGGAUCCAGAAAAAUCACUGCCUUCUUUGUUGAUAACCAUUAACUGCUUAUUCUCAAAACUGGAGGCAUCUAUGCGGGAUUCACAUGAAAUGUUUCAGGGUGUCUCUGGUUCUAUUGAUUGGAACAACUCAUUUCAUAUACUGUUUGACGAACUACCGGAGGCUAACCUAGGAGGUUCUCAAUGGACAGAUUGUCAAACAUUAAAUGCUGUCAACUUGAUUUAUGAGAAUCUCCACAAACUUGAUUGUUUCCUAUCGCUCCUUUUUCCAAGGUACCAAAAACCAAGGAGAAUGACUAGAUACUGGUUUCGUUAUACAUGUGGAGCAGUUGGCCUCACGGUUUGUUCAGUGUGGCUCCUACGUCAUAGUAGUUUGAUGGGAAGCUCUGAUAUUGACAACUGGAUUUGUGAAGCAAGGGAUUCGACAAUUGGUUUUUGGAAUGAUCAUGUAGAGCAGCCGCUUCUGUCUAUAAGAGAUGAACUUUUUGAGACAUUCCGGAGGAGACACAGAGGUGUAAUGGAGAUCGAAGAAGUGCAACUGACUGCAAAUUCUCUUCACAGAAUGUUAUUGACUUUCAGUGAACAAAUCAAAGGUAAAAAAUUUCCCGAGGAUGUGUCUGAUCAAGAAAUGAUGGAAAUUGUAAUGGCCAGGUAUGAGAAGGAGCUUAUGCACCCAAUUCAGAGUCUUGUGGGUGGAGAGCUUGCUCGUGCUUUGCUUAUUCAGAUUCAGAAGCUUAAACUAGAUAUUGAAACGGCAAUGCUUGAACUGAAUCAGAUUCUUAAGGCUAAUGAAAUCAAUUUUGCAAUUCUUGCCGCUUUACCAGCCUUCUUUCUCUCACUUAUGUUGCUCAUGUUAUUGCGUGCGUGGUUUGCAAAG